Messenger RNA from Meloidogyne enterolobii, 2104 nucleotides. NCBI's taxonomy places the organism in Eukaryota, Metazoa, Nematoda, Chromadorea, Rhabditida, Meloidogynidae. The record is from the annotation of a GenBank genome assembly.
GAUGACUACAAAAUUCUCUUCUUCUUUGUCCUUUCUAAUUUUAAUAAUUAUUUGUUAUAUUUCAUUAGCUUUAUUACAAAAAACUAAAAUAAUUACUAAACGAUUUUCACCUCUCCCAACAAAAGAAAAUAUUUUUAAUCAAAAAGAAAAAUUAAAUAAUUUUAUUUGGCCAUUAGAAUGUCGACAACAAAAAAGAUUAUUAGGAAAAGAUGGAAAAAGUUCUUCUUCUCAAUUGGUUGCGGACCAGGGACAAUUCCCAGAGGAUUUAUUUACUAUGGACCAGCUACGUAGAGGGGCUGUAUUUUUACAUUUAUUUGCUGUAAUAACUCAAAGAUUGGAUAUUUCUGAUGAUGUUGCAGGGGCAACAUUUAUGGCAGCUGGAGGGUCUGCCCCGGAAUUUUUUACUUCUGUUGUUGGAACAUUUUUAGCCAAAAAUAAUGUUGGGAUAGGGACUAUUGUUGGAAGUGCAACAUUUAAUAUUCUUUGUGUUCUCGCUUUUUGUACAAUUUUCUCUAAAAAUUGUUUACAAUUAAGUUGGUGGCCUCUUUUUAGGGAUGUUUCUUUUUAUGUUAUUGCUUUAAUUAUUUUAGUUUUUGCAUUUCUUGAUGAACAAAUUAUUUGGUGGGAAGCAGCAUUACUUUUUAUUAUUUAUUUAGCUUAUGCUUUAUUUAUGAAAUAUAAUUCUGUUGUUGAAAUUUAUAUUAAAAAUUGUUUUGGAUGUUUAACAGAAAUGGAUAAAGAAUUAACACAAAUAAAAGAAAUUGAUUGUGUUGAAAGAAUGGAAGUAUUGGAAGAGGAAGAAGAUGAAGAUAAUAAUAAUAGUUAUUUAGAGGAAAAUAAUAAACAAUUAGAAUCUACUAAAUCUGGUGGUGGUGGAAUUGUUACCUCAAAAGAAGUAAAUAUUCCUGCUGAAAAAACACCAAAAUUUGAAUGGUGGAGUUGGAGACGUCCAUUACCAAUUAGCCAAUUACAUCGUUCAGACACAGUUUGUGCACACAGAACAAUUCAACAUCAUAAUAACACAAAUAAUCAAAGACGUCGACAAUCUUCAAUUCCAAAUUCUGGCGGUUAUAGACGUCAAUCUAUUCCAAUUUUACAUUCUGGGGCAAUGUUUAGAAAUGGAAUUAUUUCUUUAAUGUCUCAAACACUUGAUCCAGUAAUUGAAAAUCGUGAUCAAAAUAUAGUAGAAAAUGAAAAUAAAAAUAAAUUAGAAUCACACAGAAUGCAAGGAGGAAAUAAUGUACAAAUUGAGCAACAAUCAAUUCUAAAACGACCAAAUUCUGAUUUAAAUAGAAAUUACCCAACUACAAAUACAGCAAUUAGAAGAUCAUUAGUUGAUACAAAUGGAGAUAUAAUUAUUGGUAGUUUAAGCAGUAAUCGGUGUUCGCCUAGAGUGGAUUUUGAAGAAAUUAAAUCUGUAUUGGAAGAAGAGGCAGAUAGACCUUUAGAUAUGAGUUGGCCGGCACUUUGGCAUAAACAAAUACUUUAUGUGUUUUUAGCCCCAAUACUCUUCCCUUUAUGGUUAACAAUGGCUGAUGUUCGAAAACCUGAAAAACAAAAAUAUUUUGCAAUUACAUUUUCUUUAUCAGUCCUUUGGAUUGCUUUUUUCUCUUAUUUAAUGGUUUGGUUAGCUAAUACAAUUGGUCUUACACUUGGAAUUUCUACAGAAGUUUUAGGAUUAACAAUUCUCGCUGCUGGUACUUCUAUACCUGAUUUAAUUACUAGCGUUAUUGUUGCUCGGAAAGGACUUGGAGAUAUGGCUGUUUCAAGUUCUGUUGGUUCUAACAUUUUUGAUGUCUGUGUAGGAUUACCGAUACCUUGGCUUAUUUAUUUUCUUUGGCAAUUAAUAUCUAAUUUUACUUCUUCAAAUACCAAUCAAAAUUAUUUGUCUGUACAAGUUUCCAGUAAUGGAUUAAUUUGUAGUGUUGGAAUGCUAUUUUUAAUGUUAAUUGUACUUGUAUUGUCUGUUGGUUUUUGUAAUUGGAGAAUGAAUAAAUUAUUUGGGGGAACGAUGAUUAUUGCUUAUUUAAUUUUUUGUGCUCUCUCAAUUGCUUUGGAAAUUGGCGGAAUUUCUUGCCCUUUAAGGCUUUGCCAAAAUUAUUAA